AUGGAGAUGCACGUCCUCAACGUGCUCUUGGCCGCCUGCCUCCUUGGCUGCUCGGCGUUGGCCGAUCCAUCACCAUCGGAUUCGGCCGCUCAGCCCGCAAUCACCCACCGGGGCAAGAGCCCCGAGUACUCGAGCGGAGAUUCCGAGGUUUACUCAACGGUGUGGUCCGACAGCGGGAGCGAGUGCGAGGACGAAGACUUCUUCAUCAUUCUCUGCGGGAGCCCAUUGACGAAGCACUUGAAGGCUCCGAUCUACUGCCGGGACUCGAAACACGCCCACUGCAAAGAGCUGCGUUACGUUUUGCACAGCAAGCUCGCGCAACAGCAUGAGGCUGAUUGCAGGCGAUUGUGUGGUUGCGUCUCGAGCACACGAGACACUGCUAUCGAAUACUUCAGGGCUGGGCGGUUGAGCGGUCGACCGAAAACGCCGCAACGCUAA
Molecule: messenger RNA, 438 nt
Organism: Purpureocillium takamizusanense
Lineage: Eukaryota; Fungi; Ascomycota; Sordariomycetes; Hypocreales; Ophiocordycipitaceae
Exons: 2
Coding region: 1-438 (145 amino acids)
Source: RefSeq, a predicted model, not a curated record